Messenger RNA from Mytilus trossulus (common blue mussel), 1267 nucleotides. RefSeq lists its product as uncharacterized. The record is from RefSeq and is a predicted model, not a curated record. Lineage: Eukaryota; Metazoa; Mollusca; Bivalvia; Mytilida; Mytilidae. The transcript has 4 exons. Bases 1 to 1251 code for a protein of 416 amino acids. Gene Ontology annotation, molecular function: protein binding.
AUGUGGAAGGAGCGGCAGGUCUACGCCUUACUUCAUUACACACAGGAUCUUCAGGGCGGAAAUACAGUUAUCAUUCGUCUGAAAGCUGGAGAUGUAGUAAUCACUCAACACGAGGACAGUGGUGGCCAUGUAGAAGGAGCGGCAGGUUUACGUCUCACUUCAUUACACACAGGAUCUUCAGGGUGGAAAUACAGUUAUCAUUCGUCUGAAAGCUGGAGAUCUGUUAUUGAGGAUUUUCGGAAAUUGAUCAAAGAUCAAGCUGAUCAGAAAGCUGAAAUUGAGGAUUUUCGGAAAUUGAUCAAGGAUCAAGCUGAUCAGAAAGCUGAAAUUGAGGAUUUUCGGAAAUUGAUCAAAGAUCAGGCUGAUCAGAAAGCUGAAAUUGAGGAAUUACGGAAAUUGAUCAAAGAUCAAGCUGAUCAGAUAGCUGUAAUUGGGGAAUUGCGGAAAUUGAUCAAGGAUCAAACCGAUCAAAAAGCUGAAAUUGAGGAAUUGCGGAAAUUGAUCAUUGUUAAAUCCAAUUAUAAAACUGAACUUGUGGAAUUGUGGAAAGUUAUCGAAGACCAAGCUAUUGGAAUUGGUAAAUUGAAGAAAAUGCAAAACUUACUCAAGGUUUAUGACAACGAGAUAAUCAACAUAAAAGCUGAGACUGACAUUUACUUAAAUUUGAAGACUUCACAGUUAAUACAGCAUGGACACAUUUCUAAAAACAUACCCAAAGAUGAGAUAGAGCUGGCUGGAAGAGAUGUACCUGUUAAGGAUUCAGUCAAUAAAAGAAACCAGUCUGUAAAUGACACUAGCAUUGUGGGGUAUAAACUAUACAAGAGACUUCUUCAAGCUGGUUCUGGCGGUAUCGCAUUCAGUGCUUAUCUUGACCACAACAUCGAUUUUGGCGCACAUCAAAUUUUGAAAUAUAACAGGAUUAUAACAAAUGAAGGGAAUGGAUACAAUGUACAUACAGGUUCUUUUACGUGUCCAGAAAGUGGAAUGUAUUUACUGUCUUUCAGCAUUGGACAGAGAGGCGACAGUGCACCUAGAGGCGCUUAUAUCUAUCUAAUGGUUAAUAGUGUGAACGUCAUAGAUUCGGUAGUAGACUCGUUUCAUAACACACAAGAUCUUCAAGGCGGAAAUACAGUUAUCAUUCGUCUUAAAGCUGGGGAUGUUGUAUUCACCGAAGGUGGUGCCAGUGAUCAUGUUGAAGGAUCAACAGGAUUACGCCUUACUUCGUUCUCUGGUGUUCUUUUAUACUCUUAAAAUUUUAUUUUUUUUA